UCACAAUUGACUGUUGUGCGGCAUACAUUGUUAUGUAGGUAAGCUACAUACCAGAAUGGUUUGAAUUAUUUUCGUUUACAGUUAUAAAAAUUUUAAAAUUAACCUGUACGAGUGCCGGUAAGUGACGAAAAAUGGCUGGGACACCAACGGAUUUGCAGACCCUUAGGGAUCUGGCUACCAGGAUUAGGAUACACAGCAUCGAAGCUACGACUGCUGCUAAUUCAGGCCAUCCCUCCUCCUCAUCAUCCAUCGCCGAAAUCAUGUCGGUGCUCUUCUUCAGAACGAUGCGCUACAAAGUGUCAGCACCCAGAGAUCCUUCCAGCGAUCGUUUCGUGCUGUCAAAAGGUCACGCAGCUCCCGCUCUGUAUGCAGCUUGGGUAGAAAACGGAUUAAUUCCCGCUGCAGAACUCAAGAAACUCAGGCAGCUAGGAAGUGAUCUCGAAGGUCAUCCAACUCCAAGGCUCAGCUUCGUUGAUGUGGGAACCGGAUCUCUCGGUCAAGGAUUGGCUGUAGCAGCUGGUAUGGCGUACGUAGGAAAAUACAUUGACCAAGCCAGUUACAGGGUCUACUGUCUGAUUGGAGAUGGUGAGAGUGCCGAAGGUUCAAUCUGGGAAUCCAUUGCUUUCGCAAGCUUCUACAAACUCGACAAUUUAGUCCUCAUCAUCGAUGCUAACCGUCUUGGACAAACCGGAGCCACCAUGGUUGCACACAACAUGGACUUAUAUAAAAAGAGAAUGGAAUCCUUCGAUUUUAAUACCGUCGUCGUAGAUGGUCACGACGUCGGUGUCCUAGUACAAACAUUCGAAAAUGCAGCCACGGUUAAAGACAAACCUACAGUUGUUAUAGCCAAAACUUACAAGGGCAGAGAUUUUCCCGAUAUCGAAGACAAGGAUAACUGGCAUGGUAAACCACUAGGUGCUCAAAGUGAAAGAGUCCUAACCCACCUUAGAUCCUUAAUGAAGAACAAAGGUCAACUCAAAUACACCAUCCCCGCGCCUCUUUCUCAAGUUAAACCAGUAGACAUAUCGAAUAUUAAAAUGUCUUCGCCUCCCAAUUAUAAGCAAGGUGAACUUCUAGCGACCAGAGCGUCAUACGGAACCGCUCUAUCCAAAUUGGCCCAAUCCAAUCCAAGGAUACUAGCUCUGGAUGGUGAUAUGAGCAACUCGACAUUUUCGGAAGCUAUGAAAAAAUCUGGCAAGAACUUCAUCGAGUGUUACAUCGCCGAACAAAAUCUUGUCGGUGUGGGAACUGGGGCAGCUUGCAGAGAUCGAGCUGUUGUUUUUCUGUCAACUUUCGCAUGUUUUCUUACUAGAGCUUUUGACCAGAUUCGUAUGGGAGCCAUCUCACAAUCCAACAUUAACUUCUGCGGUUCACAUUGCGGUGUAUCCAUCGGAGAAGAUGGUCCUAGUCAAAUGGCGUUAGAAGACUUAGCCAUGUUCAGAUCUAUUCCAGGCAGCACUGUGUUCUAUCCAUCCGACGUUGUAGCUGUUGAAAGAGCCGUAGAACUAGCAGCGAACACUAAGGGUAUUACAUUCAUUCGUACAGCCAGAGCUCCGACAGCUGUAAUUUAUCCAAACGACCAAAUUUUCCAGAUUGGUAAAGCAAACGUUGUUUUCUCUACAAACAGCGACCAAGUUCUUGUAAUAGCUGCAGGUGUAACUCUUCACGAAACGAUGCUAGCAGCAAAAGAACUGGCUAAGUCUGGAGUAGGCAUCAGAGUUAUGGAUCCGUUUACCAUCAAACCCAUCGACAAGUUCAGUAUCAUUCAAAACGCACAAGCAGUCGGCGGAAGAAUAUUGGUAAUCGAAGACCAUUAUCCAGAAGGUGGAAUGGGUGAAGCUGUACUGUCAGCUGUGGCUGAGGAAAGAAACAUCUACGUCAAGCAUAUCGCUAUUCCUAGGGUACCUAGAUCUGGCAAACCCGCUGAUUUGUUGAAUUAUUAUAAAAUAGAUGCUACUAAUAUUAUCGGGCACAUACAGGAAGUGCUCAAAAAGUAA
Molecule: messenger RNA, 1997 nt
Organism: Psylliodes chrysocephalus
Lineage: Eukaryota; Metazoa; Arthropoda; Insecta; Coleoptera; Chrysomelidae
Source: the annotation of a GenBank genome assembly